Dibothriocephalus latus is the source of this 1698-nucleotide messenger RNA. Lineage: Eukaryota; Metazoa; Platyhelminthes; Cestoda; Diphyllobothriidea; Diphyllobothriidae. The record is from the annotation of a GenBank genome assembly.
AUGGCUGAUUGCAAGGUGGAGUCUCAGGAGGUCCCUGGGUCCGGCGAUAGGAUCCUUGGGGAGGACGUGACCUUUCUUCCUAAAAAAGAAAGUUUGAAGAAUGGCUCAACCCUCGUAGCUUCUGAUGAGUGUCGUCUACUUUCAAAGGAGGAUUUAAUAAGGUUGGAUAGGGAGCAGCCUGUCUGGCGUCGUAUACGCAUAGCAUUAAUUGCUCUCUUCUGGAUCAUCUGGAUCCUUCUGCUUGCCGCCUCUGUUUUGAUUAUCGUUUUUUCACCAAAAUGUCCACCGCGGCCUACAUUACAGUUCUGGCAAUCGAAAGUCGCCUACUGGUUGAACCCAUUCACAUUUAAGGAUUCUGACGGUGACCUGAUCGGUGAUCUUAACGGCGUUUCCGAGGCAGCAGAUUACAUUGCCGAUAAACUUGGGGCAGGGUUCGUGAUUUUAACUCCCUUAAUGCCAUGGUAUCCCAAGUAUGCGCCGGCUUCUUUCCAGCCGAAUUAUUCGUCGAUUCACCCCGCUCUUGGAACCAUGAAGGACUUUGGAUCAUUGCUCCGCACCCUUAAAAAAAGAGGCAUAGAGACAGUCAUUUCUCUGGAUUUCAAUGGGAUUCCAACGAACCACGAGUGGGCUAGCCGAGCUGGCUUUCUAAUUCCACGACCCGCUUCCAUGAACCCCUCAAGAACAGAGUUCGGGUCUCUUGAAAAUGUCGGCGGCCAAACAUUCUAUUCUACUUAUGGAAAGGGCUCUGGCAUGGUUGAUCUAAAUCUUGCUUCGACUGAUGUCUUGGAGGCCGUAAAGGUAUGGGUUUUGAUGGCUGAUGCCGGAAACAUUGGAUAUGGCGUUAGGACUCAUGAUGAUUCUCUGUCUUUGGCGGGGACUGGGGAACGACCUGGUGCACAUAUGGUGGUCAACCGUUACUUUACCUUCCUCCGCGGAUGGAAGUUGCUCCCGGCGGAUCCGUCACUAACCGACAAAUCUAUUGGAUCGUACGUGGCGAUGAUGAAUUCAACCAAUGUUACCGUCGGCCUUGCGACUGCUUCCCCUUCAAAUAAUCCAUAUUCUGACCUAAUAUCUACCGUCUCGACUUUCCUCUUGCCUGGUACACCUAUCAUAUAUUACGGCUCAGAACUCGGAAUAAAUCCUUCGAACUCGGUUUUGCCGCCCAAUGUCUUUUAUCCUUUCGGUCAAUCUCCCCAACCAAACAGUAGGGAGGACUCAACGAUAGGGAGCUCUCUGCCAAUGCCGUGGGAUUUCACCGGCAAAAAAUUCUCCGUCAAUUCAUCAGUCUCCAUGUAUUUUGAAAAAUACCUAUCCGAGAGUCAUAUAACAGAAACCGUAGAGGCUGUCCUGGCUGCAAAUCGGGGCCCUAACGUUUUCAACCUGACGGCAUCUCUCCUGCGUUUGCGUAAGGAGUAUCCCAGUCUACAAUGGGGUAGUGUUACAAAUGAUAUUUCAGUGGUUAAGCCCAAGCACGUUGAGAUAUUCAAGCGCGCUGCGGAAGGUUUUCCAUCCGUCGUGGCAGUCGUUUUAUUCAAAUCGAAUGUAACAGCGGUACUUGACUUUUCUUCAGUUUGCGAGAAGCUCGUACCCAUUUUCAUGCAACCACCUGCCAGUCUGAUGGAACUUAAGAAGGAACUCUCCUCCAAUGUUGUGUACUUACAGGCGCCGGAGGACUCUGUUUAUGUUUUCCAAUGUUGA